This is a messenger RNA of Acanthisitta chloris (rifleman), 2052 nucleotides long. Its product is annotated as HHIP-like protein 1. The transcript has 10 exons. The annotation marks the transcript as partial. The record is from RefSeq and is a predicted model, not a curated record. Gene Ontology annotation, cellular component: membrane. NCBI's taxonomy places the organism in Eukaryota, Metazoa, Chordata, Aves, Passeriformes, Acanthisittidae.
UGCUGCGACCAUCGCCGGGACCGCGCCUUGCUGCAGCGCUUCUACCGCCUCAGCGCUCGGCUCGACGGUCCCACCUACGACACCUGCGCCGGUCACCUGCAGGACUUGCUCUGCCAGGAAUGCUCUCCAUAUGCAGCUCACUUGUAUGAUGCUGAAGAUCCCUCCACCCCCGUGAGGACGAUACCAGGACUUUGCCAAGACUAUUGCAUGCAAGUGUGGCAAAACUGCCGCUCCAUUUUUCGCCAUCUCUCUGCAGACAGAGAGCUAAUUGCACUGGAGAACAACAUGGCAAAAUUCUGCCAUUACCUGGCCUUGGAGGACACUGACUACUGCUUUCCACACCUGCUGGCUAACCAGAACCUAAACCAAAACCUGGGGUUAGUCACUGCGGACUCAGAGGGCUGUCUCCAGCUCUGCCUCGUGGAGGUUGCCAAUGGGCUGCGCAAUCCCGUUGCGAUGGUCCACGCCAACGAUGGCACCCACAGGUUCUUCAUUGCAGAGCAGGUUGGCCUGGUGUGGACCUACCUCCCUGAUGGAUCCAGGCUUGAAAAGCCAUUUCUGAACAUCAGCGAAGCUGUACUUACCUCACCUUGGGAGGGAGAUGAGAGAGGGUUUCUAGGUAUUGUCUUCCAUCCUAAAUUCAAAUUUAACGGUAAAGUGUAUGUCUACUAUUCAGUUGAAGUCCGUUACGAAGAGAGAAUCCGAAUCAGUGAGUUCAGAAUUUCUCCUGCUGACAUGAAUGUCCUGGACCAUGGUUCUGAAAGGAUAAUCCUGGAAAUAGAAGAACCUGCUUCCAACCAUAACGGAGGAGAGCUGCUCUUUGGAUUUGAUGAGUAUCUCUAUAUAUUUACUGGAGAUGGAGGCAUGGCUGGGGAUCCUUUUGGGACCUUUGGAAACGCCCAGAACAAAUCAGCCCUGCUGGGCAAAGUGCUGCGGAUCGAUGUGAACAACAACGACCGUGGGCCCCUGUACCGAAUCCCUCCUGACAACCCUUUUGUCAACGACCCUACAGCUCGCCCUGAAGUCUAUGCUUAUGGAGUGAGAAAUAUGUGGCGCUGCUCCUUUGAUAGGGGGGAACCUCACACCAAGGAAGGGAAAGGGAGGCUCUUCUGCGGAGAUGUGGGGCAGAAUAAAUAUGAAGAAAUCGACAUCGUCGAGAAAGGCAAAAAUUACGGCUGGAGGGCGAGAGAAGGGUUCAGCUGUUACGAUAAAAAGCUUUGCACCAAUUCUUCCAUGGAUGACGUGCUUCCAAUUUAUGCAUAUCCACACAAGAUGGGGAAAUCUGUUACGGGAGGUUAUGUCUAUCGGGGCUGUGAGUCUCCAAACCUGAACGGCCUGUACAUAUUUGGUGAUUUUAUGAGUGGACGCCUGAUGUCUUUGAAGGAGGAUCGUGCUACUGGGGAGUGGCAGUACAGUGAAAUCUGCAUGGGGACAGGACAGACAUGCAUGUUCCCUGGGCUUAUCAAUAAUUAUUAUCAAUAUAUCAUCUCAUUCGCUGAAGAUGAAGCAGGGGAAUUGUACUUCAUGUCUACUGGGGUACCGAGUGCCACAGCUCCCCAUGGAGUGGUGUACAAAGUGGUGGACACCUCCAGGAGAGCACCACCAGGAAGAUGCCGAGUUGAGCCAUCACCAGUGACAGUAAAGAGCAAGCUCAUCCCGUUUGUGCCAAAGGAGACUGUGCCCCACGUCCCACCACCACCGGGGAGCGGAAGGAGGUCACCCACCACAGCAGCUCCCGGUGGCAGAGCCCCCAAGCCCAGGAAGGGAGGGGACAAGAGGGGACAACGCAGGAAGAAGAAACCCCCUGGGACACCUGCCCCACUGCGCAGCGGUGCGUGCCGCCAGCUUGGCUUCCCCCACGUGGUGCGAGCCACCAAGAAGGCAGAAUUUGGGGAAGGCACUUCCCUCCGCAUUCUCCUGGACGAUGUCCAGUGCUCCGGGCAGGAGAGGACACUGCUGGAGUGCGCCCAUGCUGAUGUUGGUGUGCACAACUGCUCCCACGAGGAGGAUGCUGGUGUGGAGUGCAGUCGUGAGGAGGUGGCAGAGUGGUGA